AUGAAGAAGACCUGCAGCUCUCAGCUGAGGCGCUCUGCCGUCCUCGUCCUGGUCCUUCACAGCCUCACUGCGCUCUCCCAAAUUGACCAUGAAAUCACAUAUGUGGUUGGUUGUUAUAAGGAUGGUCCAGCUCAAGUUCAGUUUGAAUUAGAUUCCGAGGAGAUGAUGUAUGCGGACUUUGACAACGGCACACUUGUAUACACCUUUCCUUCUUUUUUCAUGUUUGACCCAACUAAAGUAUUUGAUACAGAUGAAUUCUUUAGAAAUGCCAGAAAAGCCAAAAAAUCAUGUCCGCUUGUUUUGACAUACGUGAUCGGAGAAGAGAAACAUCCACCAGAAAACACAGAUCCCCCUGAGAGCAUCCUCUACUCUGCUGAAGAAGUGAAGUUUGGAGCUGAAAACACGCUCGUCUGCUUUGUAAACCACUUCUUCCCUCCUUCCAUCAAAGUCAGCUGGACCAAAAACAACCAGCCGGUGUCAGAGGGGGUGUCGCUCAGUCGAUAUUAUCCCAACAGCGACCGAACCUUCCAGCAGUUCUCCACCCUGAAGUUCACCCCAAACAAAGGUGACAUCUACUCAUGCACUGUGGAGCACGAGGCUUUGAAGAGUCCCAAAACAAGAAUCUGGGAAUCGGAUGUCGCUCAUGAAAGUCACUCAGUGGGCUGGGACAUUUACUGUGUUUUGGGUCUGGGCUUUGGCUUUCUGGGAGUCGCUAUUGGCACAUUUUUGAUUGUCAAGGGACUCCAAAAAAAGCAAUUAGUUGCUAUUUGA
Salarias fasciatus (jewelled blenny) is the source of this 771-nucleotide messenger RNA. RefSeq names its product H-2 class II histocompatibility antigen, A-U alpha chain-like. Bases 1 to 771 code for a protein of 256 amino acids. The transcript is spliced from 4 exons. Gene Ontology annotation, biological process: antigen processing and presentation; immune response. The record is from RefSeq and is a predicted model, not a curated record. Lineage: Eukaryota; Metazoa; Chordata; Actinopteri; Blenniiformes; Blenniidae. Gene Ontology annotation, cellular component: MHC class II protein complex; membrane.